GGCUUUAACGACACAUUUAUAUAUGUACGCGAUCUAACCCCAAAAAGAAAACUCUAUUAUGAAUACAAUUAUUACUUUUAUGUUUCAACCUCCUCCUGCCGCAAAACGAACGGCUGCCAUCCGGGUUGUCACCGAGCAGUCUCCGGGGCUGCCACGCAAACAGCAGUGGGUGGGGGACGAUGGGCUGCUGCUGCUCUCCCAAGUGUUGCCUCGUCAGCGGCUUGGUCGUCGCGGCGCUCGUGCUGGUGCUGGGAGGAGUCCUCAUCCCAAUCGGAGACCACAUCAUCAGCUCCACGGUCACGAAGGAGGCCGUGCUCAUCAAUGGUACCGUGGCAUUUGAUGCAUGGGUCCAGUCCCCCAGCGAUGUCUACCGCCAGUUUUGGUUCUUCAAUGUGACCAACUCAGAAGAGUUCUCGCUGCAAAGUAAUUCCAGCGUCACCGUGAAGCCCAAACUCAAGCAGCUGGGACCCUACACGUACAAAGUGCGGCAUUUAGCCAAGGACAAGCUGGUAUACCAUCCGAACGACAGCGUGUCGUACGUGCUACCGCAACAAGCCAUCUUCCUGCGGGACAUGUCUGUGGGACCCGAGGAAGACUUGAUCACGUCCAUUAACAUGGUGGCUUCUGCGUUGCCUGUCAUAAUGGGUUUUCCCGGAGUUUUAAAUUCUUUUUACAAGAAAACCAACACCAGCAUCUUCCAUACACGCACAGUUCGAGAGCUGCUCUGGGGAUACAAGGAUCCCAUCCUAGAAUCGGUGGCCAGCACCGGCAUCGACAGUACCUUUGGACUCUUUUAUCCGUACAAUGGUUCAAACGAUGGAGUUUAUACCAUUUUCACUGGGCAAGGAGACAUCAGCAGAGUUGCGAUCAUCCAUGAAUGGAAGUAUAACAAACGUUCCUGCGCAUUUUUUAUUUUAUUUUCGGCAGCCUUAGGGCUUAACCCGAAUUCCGGCCUACACGACCCGGGCUUUGAGAGGCUUUAUUGUAACUUCGCAAACGUGCUCACUAAAUACAUCGUGCUGUCCGACUCUCUUUUUCUUUAUGUCAGGUCCAUGAACUUUUGGCCGGACGAAUUCUGUGACAGAAUAAAAGGGACAGAUGGAUCCAGCUUUCCGCCUUUUUUGAAUAAGAAAAAUAAACUGGAAUUUUUUUCAUCUGAUGUCUGCAGGAAUCUGGUCGCGGAAUUUGACCAAACGCGAAAACUGAAGGGCAUCGACGUGUACCGUUACCUGCUCCCCACGUCACUGCUCUCGGCGUCGAACAAGAACACCGCCAACCAGUGCUACUGCACCGAGUACCUCAACCGGACGGGCUGCACGCGUGACGGAGUGCUGGACAUCAGCAGCUGCAAAGGCGGCGCUCCGGUGUUCAUCUCUCUGCCUCAUUUCCUGGACGGCAGCAGGGAAUAUAUCGAUGAUGUGGAAGGUCUGGAACCAAAUCGGGAAGAUCAUGAAACCUACCUGGACGUGGAGCCGGUAUGGCUAAUGUGACACACUCCCACUGCCCUCACCAGCGCAGUGUUUUGCAGCGGUGACGUGGCCCAGCCGCCAGCUCUCGUUCAGACGGCUGCUGCUGCAGAGGCUCAUGGUUCGGAUCCAGCGGCCGCCCCGUUUGAUACCCGCGCUGUGCGAUGUUCAUAAUAACAGUGCCCGUUAAUGUGCAAGUAUGCAUAGAAGCAGUCUGCUGUCGUUUUGGUGAUAACUUUUAUUCCUAGGGGACAGAUCUCAGAAUCUUACCAUUAUCUGUAGAGCCCUAAAACGUGGAAAGUUGAGAGCCACAUCUCCUAACCAAUGUGUGACUGCCUGUUAUAAUGCAUUUAGUGUUUCUGGCAAAGGACACUUUGCCGCGUAUGUAUGUAUGUUGAACUUCUUUCGCACCGUA
Petromyzon marinus (sea lamprey) is the source of this 1881-nucleotide messenger RNA. The record is from RefSeq and is a predicted model, not a curated record. Lineage: Eukaryota; Metazoa; Chordata; Hyperoartia; Petromyzontiformes; Petromyzontidae.